UUUUUCUGAUCGAAAAUAAACUCUGAAUUAAAUGUACGUUCAAUUUUUCUAUAAUUUGAAGCUUGAGGCGAUAGGUAUUAAACAAAUUCUCAAAAAUCACAAAAUCACUAUUAGGGUGUUGAUUUGACAUUACAUUUUUUCAUUUACAAUUGAGUGACAAUCCGACUCGCAACUUCUUCGAAAAAAUGCAAAGUGUAUAACAAUUAAAAUGUUUUUUCAUUUGACCAAAGAUUGUAGUUACCCUCGAAGUAAACACUCUUCAAUUCAAAUGAACGCUGUUAGAUGGCGCUGGACGUAAAUUCGAAAAAAUCGUUUGAUAUUAAAUUUAGAUACAAAUAUACGUGUAUAUCUAUAUAUACGUGUUUUUGUGCGCAUUUUCCGUCGUUCUACUGGAGCUGGAGCGCGUUUGUAAAGGGAAAAUAUCACGAAUCACAGCUGAUGGGGAAAUAUUUCGUUCCUGAAUGACGUCACAGUAAAAAAGACAGUUCGUGUAUGCGCGUUCGAUCAGCGGUUGGUCUUUCGUGAGUCUCGGGACAAACUCGCUCACGCAGUACCGGAUUGAACAAUCCGAAGAACGGUUGCUGAUGGUUAGGGCUAACCAGUAGUCGUCUAGCCACCGCGGGGGCAGGUUUCAUAUAAUUGUAUUAUUCUUUUUUAUUUUCUCGUAUACGUCAAAAAUUUAGUCGUCGCAACGAGCGUAGCAGAUGCAUGCGUCAAUAACGGACAGUUUUAAAGACGCGUCAGUUGGAAAUCAUCGCGAAAGACAGAAAAAAACUUGUAGAAAAAAACAAAAAUUUGAUACCACGGUCGGGGAGGGGAAAAAAAGCGGUGCUUCCGCGGUGCCCUUUUAUCGUACCUGUGGAAACCUCUACAGGACGAUCAGACUCAAAAUAAAAAUAAAAAAUGCCGUUCAUCUCCAAAGAUUGGCGAAGUCCGGGUGAGGAAUGGGUCAAAACUGUUGAGGGUUGGGAGAAAAAAAAGAUUCUCGAGUGCGCAAACAAUAAAACUAUAUCGCUUCUGAUCCGGAGCGAGAAAGGUGGCGAGAAGAGGGAAAAGGAAAAGAAGAAAGAAUAUGCCGUCCAACCGCACUGUCACAUAACGCUAAAGUGCACCCGCGAGAUCGCCGGAUUCAAUGGACUCAGCGAUGCACUGAAAAGACUCGAUUUUUUGUCGGCGGUUCACGACUGUCGUCGCUUCAAUUAUAUCGUCAGACUCCUCGAUCUCCUCGUCAGCCACACUAUGGGAGGACUCAGCGGAUGUGCCCAGCGGGUGCUCUUCAAUAUGCUCGAAGAAGUUGCCCUCGAAGUUUCCUUGUCCCAACAACAAACCGGUAGAUUGCGAAGACUCGUCGAGAGAGUCCGAGCUUUUAGCGCCGGAUGUUGCUGGGGUGGUAGGCCGUUGGGCUCCGUUAUACUCUGGGAAAAGCACAAAGCAGCCCUCGACAGAAUUUUACAUAUCGCUUCGUCCAUCACCAUUACACAGCCCGAUGAAGAGCAACAGCCCCAGUGGUCCGAUUUGCCAGCCGAAUGCCGACGGGAAGUUCUUUUACGUUUGAGCGACCCUCGAGACCUCGAAGCAUCCUCUGAAGCGUGCGAGCACCUCGCGAGCCUUGCACAGGAACAACGAAUUUGGCGCGAGUUAUCUCAGUAUCAUUUUUCACCCCAACAACUUGGCACUACGAUUCAGAAUAAUCCGGGCAAAGAUUGGAAGGGACUUUUCGCAGCCGCUCGGAGGUCUUUCGGGCUGAGGGAGGAGUACGCCGAAAUGAUACAGCUAUGUCGUAACUGUCGUUGUUUAUUUUGGCGGUCCCUGGGACAUCCGUGUAUCGCCGAUCAGGAUCCAGCCUUUCAAGAAAAACUAGCGGACGUCGAUCAGGCCUCGCUCCAUGUUCCGAUACCGCCUCAGACUUUCCUCAAAUUUUUCUCGCUGUGAAAGCUCUCCCCGAUCUGAAAAUACGUAGUAUUCUCUUCGUUGCUGUUUAACGCAAAAACGGGGAUAAAGAGUGUAAAAUAAUGUUAUUGCGGGGAUGAAUGUGCAUGCGUGAAUACAAGGAACUCGAAAAAGCACUUGUGAUUCGGGAAAGCACGAGAAAUCAAAAAGUCUUCUCGAACUUUCCAUAAAUUGACUAUAAACGAAAAGUCAAGGUUUUAGUCCUUCAAAAAUUGAAUGCUCGGCUCAUUCGAAUUACUAAAGUCUCCAUUUUUUUUAUUUUCUUUCUUUCUCUUUUUACGAGUGGAAUAAAGAAUUCCCGGGCGAAGUUUGAUGCCGCGGAAUAAUGCGAGUUGAACGAUUUGAAAUUGCUAGUCUGUUUCUUCUCCGUAGCACGAUCGAUAUUGCAUGUGAGAAUUCACGGUAAUCGAUAAAUCGAGCGUGGAAUGUUUAGUGAUAUUCUCUUCGACCGGUGUACGUCCGCCGGUCUAAACACCAUUAAAGUUCCAUUAAUUAAUAUUCUUAUUUUUCGCCGUUCUGCAAUUACCGAGUUCCUUUAACGAUAUUGUGUGAUUGAGAGUGAGACUAUUCCUGCCACAAAAACGAUCGUAAAAGUUAUUGUUGUGCGUCUUUUAUAAAUUUUCGUAAUUUUCGUCUUCAAAAGGUCCAUCCUGAGUUUGCUCGGGAACAGGCGUGCGGAAUUUCUCAUGAAAACUUAUCCAAAAUAGCCAAAUGUCGAAAUUUCUAAUAUUCCAUUAAUUUUCGAUGGAAAAAAGUAAAUUUCGUUAAAAAAUUCGUUUUUCCUACAUGCGGAAUAAUUAUUUUUCAUUUGGAUCAUGGCUAUUAAAAUGUCCAAAUAUUGAGAGCGAUCCAGAAUCGUAAUUCCUACAAUUCGAUACGUACCACGGGCUCGCAACGAUUUUUUUCACGGUGCUUUUUGGUAGCUUUUUUUUACAUAUUUGUUAAUACAUUAUUUACUCGUAAGAACCGUAUGAUUGUAGACAUAAGCUACAUGAAUAUGUGCAAUCAUUCGAGUUCGGAGAGCUUCCGCAAAGCGGUUGUCUCUCAAACAACGAUAAACGAGAAAAAAAAUCCUAUUUACACGGUUUAUAUUAUGUGUUUAUUAUUUUAAAUACACUCUAUUCUUUCAUUUAAUCGUCGAAAUGUUCAUCGCAUCGAACCAAUUCGAGUUAUCAUUGCAAUAGUUCAUGUUACAAUACGUAACUUAUAUAUGAUAUACAAUCGCGCUCUUUACCCAUAUACAAACGUAUGAUGAUUUUUUAAAUUAAAUUAUUACACGCUUGAUUGAAAAAUCUGAUCGGGGCGAAUCGACAAAGCAAAAAAUUAUAAAAAAAUUUAAAAGUAAAAUUUACUGCCAAACCAAGAAUGCUAUUGCGUUUACGUGAAUUUACGUAUUAGCCAUAAAUUUCAGUUGUAUACGAAACACAUAUUUCAAGUAAACCAAAAAAUAUAAUUCUCAUUUUUUGUAUUACAACACUAAUGGAAACGAAGUGAAUAUUGUUAAAAUCGUUUUUUAAAUAAUUUUCAAUGAAAAAUAUGCGUUUGAUAAGAAUUCGCAAAAUAUAUUGCAAGUAUACGUGUAUAUAUGUACACAUAUAUAUAUAUAAACCCAUACAUGUAUGUAAAGUGAUCUCGUUGGUGACGAUUUUUCACACUUACUUUUUGAUGACUGACAUCAAAGUGCUCAUAGAAAAUUUUUUAAAAAAUUCUCAAUAUCAAGAUUUUUAAUUGUUUUUAGGUCAUAAUGUUAGGAGCGGUGGUCAACAAGGUUUCAAUUUCAUACGGGUUUAAUACUAUUUUUUAUAAUAUUGAAUUUCAUAUAAAAUUCAAAACCCGCGAACCCCUAUUCCUAGAAUUAUUACUUAAAAGUCCGGAUUUUUAAAUUUGCAAAGAUUACAUUUAUUUUUUAAUGAGGAUCGUCACCAAAGAAACCACUUUGCAAACUUAUGCAUAUAUACAUAUAUAUAUGCUUAUAUAUGUUGACACGGUAUAUUUUACUAACCUAGUCACUGCGUAGGCAGACCAAAUCGUCAUAUGGUCUAAAUCACGAGAAAAUUAUAGGAUAUAGUCAACAAUGAAAAGAAGAACAUAAACUGAUAAUAUGGACGAUACUAUCACAACCGAAUUACGAAAAAAAAAACCAUAGACGCGAAAUAAUUGAAUUUAUGAAAUUGUAAAUGGCAGCUUGAGAAUGUAAAGUUGAAAAUCUACGCCGUUUCCGUUAUCGGGCGCGUACUUGUGUAGUUAAAAAUUGUUCGUCUCAACAAAUAUGUUCUCCGUUACUACUAUCACCACCGACGAAGCUUUACAAAAAAUUCGGAGGGAAAAUAAAAAUGGACCCGCAACCGUAAUAGUAUAUGUUACGCCGCAAAGGAGAGAAAGUUAACCAUUUCAAAUCACGGGCAAAAUUGUCCCUUACUCGCUCGAGCCCUGAAGGCGGAGGUGGUAGAUAUGUAGCUCAUGGUUUGGAUAUAGUUCUCUUUCACUCCUAUAUGUAUAAGCGUAUAAAAAUUUCAUCGCGCCAUAUCCCAGGCAAUUCCACUUUUGCAAAAUGGAAUCUUGAACUUUCCACGGAGGCAUCAUGGUGAAAAAAUCAUUUAAUUGUGUGUAGAUGACCAAUGUUUAGCGUGGUGUUGUACGGAAAAACGCUUUCAGAUAAAUAAUAAUUCAAAAAUCUAUUUAAAUAUA
This is a messenger RNA of Venturia canescens, 4638 nucleotides long. RefSeq names its product F-box only protein 32. The record is from RefSeq and is a predicted model, not a curated record. Bases 904 to 1932 code for a protein of 342 amino acids. Lineage: Eukaryota; Metazoa; Arthropoda; Insecta; Hymenoptera; Ichneumonidae. Gene Ontology annotation, biological process: protein ubiquitination. The transcript has 6 exons. Gene Ontology annotation, molecular function: protein binding. Gene Ontology annotation, cellular component: nucleus; SCF ubiquitin ligase complex; cytoplasm.